Alternaria conjuncta is the source of this 1368-nucleotide messenger RNA. RefSeq lists its product as uncharacterized. Gene Ontology annotation, cellular component: extracellular region. Gene Ontology annotation, molecular function: chitinase activity; protein binding. NCBI's taxonomy places the organism in Eukaryota, Fungi, Ascomycota, Dothideomycetes, Pleosporales, Pleosporaceae. Gene Ontology annotation, biological process: carbohydrate metabolic process. The coding region runs from base 1 to 1368 and encodes 455 amino acids. The record is from RefSeq and is a predicted model, not a curated record. The transcript has a single exon.
AUGACUCCCAAUGCGAAACUCCUUCCGCCAUCCACCGGCCCACGCCUCAUCGUCUACCACCAGACUUUCCACGACUCAAACGGCACUUACCACUCGUUGCUUCCGCUGCUGACGAACAACACGGGCAUCACGCAUGUGAUUGUUGCGGCUAUCCACCUUAAUGAUGGGCCGGGGAAUAUUACGCUGAAUGAUCACAAGCCGGAUGAUAAGAGGUUUGAUCAGUUAUGGGGAGAGGUGAAUUGGUUACAAGGGAGUGGGGUCAAGGUGUUGGGUAUGCUGGGUGGAGCAGCGAAGGGGAGUUACGAGAAGUUGAGCGGAGACGAAGAGAGUGUAUGUCACCACCCCCAUCCCAUCAUCCCUAAGAAGCAUAAAGCUAAUAAAUCCCCCCAGUUCGAAGCACACUACACCCCCCUCGCCGCCCUAAUAACCGCCCGCUCCCUCUCCGGCCUGGACCUCGACAUCGAAGAAGCCAUCCCCCUCUCCACCACCACCCGCCUCAUCUCGCGCCUUCGAGCCGACUUCGGCCCCGAAUUCCUGAUUACCCUCGCCCCCGUAGCCACAGCCCUAAUCCCCGACCCCAAAAUCCCCGCACACCUCCGCCCACCCCGGCCCAUGCUCGCCAGCGGCCCCACCCCUAACCCUUUACACCCCACGCUGCGCCAUCUCUCCGGCUUCAGCUACCCGGAGCUCGAAUGCAGCGUCUGGGGGAAAGAAAUAGCGUGGUACAACACGCAAUUCUACUGCGGAUGGGGCGACGCGUUUACAACGGCGUGGUACGACACCAUCAUCGCCGCGGGCUGGAAACCAGAAAAGAUUGUCAUGGGCGUUGUAACGAAUGAGGCGAAUGGGGGUGGGUAUGUUGAUGUGGGACGGCUGGCGGUGGUUGCACAGCAGUUGCGGCAGAGUUAUUAUAAGGUGGGGAAGGGGUUUGGGGGGAUGAUGGGCUGGGAGUACUUCAAUGCGGGGGAUUGUGAUGAUGAUAUCGAAUAUGUGUCUGGUCUCGAACUCGGCAACGAGACUGUGCAGGCGGGGUGGGUUAAAGCGCUAGGACUUUCUCUACGAACGGAUGUCGACUUGGAUAAAACGCCUAUUUAUGACUUUGGUGGAGCGGCGAUGGGUGGGGUAGGUGGUGGAAGUGGAAGUGGAAGUGGUAGUGCAAGUGGAAGUGGACUUCAAAACAUCACGGCCGACCAGAUUCGCAACAUGGUUAGUAAUCUGCCUGCUGCGCGGGCGGCUUGGCCCGACGAAGAGGUACAGAAGUUGGUUGUGUUGGGGUUUAGCAGGCAGGAGGCGUUGGCGGCGCUGAAUGCGACGGAGGGGGAUACGGAGAUGGCGGCGGGGUUUUUGUUUGAGCAUUAUCCUUCGUAG